CUGUCAUCGGAGUUUUGUUGUGAUAAUUGUUUGAAAACAACUUUCAUCUAAACAUUGUUCAAGUGCAAAUCAUCUGUAACUUCAGACCAACCAUGAGAAGUUUAUCAUCAUUCUUCAUUCUGUGUUUCGUCUCAUUCGUCAAUGGAAUGUUCUAUGACACAGCUCCUAGGCUGUAUGACUUUGGGCCUGGAACAAUUGGUGCACCAAUGUUAUUUAGAUAUUCAUUCGACGAUGCAAGAAUGGGUCCUCCAUAUGAAUUUCGAUUCAAAUUUGCCCAAUUUCCACAAUAUGAUAAAACCCUUGUCUCAGAUCAAAAUGGUAAAGAUUACGUCGUAACAUUUGAAUCAGCGAAAGCUGGUAACUAUACAGUACAAAUCGAUGCAUGGUAUUCUCGUCAUGGAAUUCCUUUUCAUUGGAUAGGAACUCUUCACUCUACUUUCCAGCUUACAGAUUCACUAACUGGAACUAUAGCGGUAAAUGAUGAUGCAAGGAAAAAGGUUGUUUCCACUGCAGAGACGUUUAAACUCACUGCCAGAAUGAGUUAUUAUUUCGGGUUCUUCAACUCAGCUGCUAUAACAUACAAAUGGAUUAUCAAUGAUGAACAACAAGAAGAAAGCAAAGAGGUUAUUGAACAUACUUUUUCUCGGCCUCAACUGAACAACAUUUCAGUGAUUGUUACAGCAACUAAAACCAAUGGAAGUCGUCUUAUACAAAAAUCUGGUACAUUCAACCUUACAUUGGAAAGCAAAGAUCCAAUUACUGAUUUGACUGUUGAUGGUCCAACCGAGGUUAAAGUGUUUGAAAGACUUCAACUGGACUGCAAAAUUCAUGGUGGAACACCUCCAUUUCAUUAUGACUAUUCCUCCUGGAUGGGAGGACCUUACAGCGAACAUAUUGAUGUUACUAAACCUUUGAAUGAAAGCCUUUUCUCAUUAAUCAGAUAUUUCAGUGAAAAAGGAACAAGAAAGCUAAAAAUUGUUGCUAAAAAUGAUGUAUCUUCAAUUACAAAAUGGAUGGAGAUUUCAGUCUAUUAGUCUAUAGAACGCAAUUGUUACCACUGGAGAAAUCUUGAUAAGAAUUAACAUGUUUUUGAUGUUACUCUUCACAAAAGAUGAAUCUCUUUGAUACUAGGUCAAACGAUCGCUCGCCAAGAUCGGAUUGUGCUUAAAACAUAGUCAAUCAUCAUUUAGUAGAGCUAUAUAUUUUUCUAUGCAUCAGAAUAAAAAAUAAAUAUACAAUUAACGAA
Messenger RNA from Tetranychus urticae (two-spotted spider mite), 1246 nucleotides. The record is from RefSeq and is a predicted model, not a curated record. NCBI's taxonomy places the organism in Eukaryota, Metazoa, Arthropoda, Arachnida, Trombidiformes, Tetranychidae.